This is a messenger RNA of Patiria miniata (bat star), 6002 nucleotides long. RefSeq lists its product as uncharacterized. Bases 406 to 5841 code for a protein of 1811 amino acids. NCBI's taxonomy places the organism in Eukaryota, Metazoa, Echinodermata, Asteroidea, Valvatida, Asterinidae. The transcript is spliced from 28 exons. The record is from RefSeq and is a predicted model, not a curated record.
GCGCCACAGCAACCUUCCGUGUCACGUGACUAAACAACAUGGCGACCAACGUCUGUCACGCAGAAACCUCGAGAAGUUAUCGCCUUAAAUUGCUAUCAAAAUCGACCGUCAUGUGAACGUUGUUUGUCUCGAAAUUGAUUCAGUGAAUGUCAAGGUUUCGAACUAUAGCAUUACCCGUUAAAAUUGGGAGAUUUCUUGCGUAAUUUUCAGAGUAAACCUAGACAGGGUCUGCGGGAUUCGACAAGUUUCCGGGCAGCUAUAGCGGGAGAGGGAACCAAUCAAUUAUCGACGGGGCGCGCCGGGGCGGUGCACCUGUCUUGCCUCGCAAUGCUUCGCCUGCUCCGUUCAGCACACAGUACUUACGUUGGGUAGGACUAGGAGUUUUAUACGAGCAAGGAAACCGAAAUGGCGACAACCAACACCGGCUUGUCCUUGCUGGCUCGGGGAAUCGGCGAGGAAAGGGUUCGUCGGGGACACAAGAAAUUGGAGGUUUCUCUCGAACCCGAGGAUUACCAUAAUAUUCAGGGUCGGAAGUAUUACCUGCCUCCCAUCCAACAGAGAGCAUGGCCACAGGAGGAGCUGGAUUCCCCCCGGGAGCUACACACCCACAAGACGUUUACGACAAGGAAGGGCGCCCUCUUGCUAUACUCGGAAGACCUCGCGAUGACUGCCAAGGAGAGAGCGGAUAACAACAAGGCUCUGGAAGCCGAGGACACACUGAAUCUGAAUACGUUUCACGACCUGCGAAGUGCAAUCUUGUCUUAUGGAGCAAAGGAUUCUUCGUCUGAGCCAAUCUACUUGGGUUUUGUCCACAACAAGCACGCCCAUAGUACUCCUCGGGCAGUCAGGCCGGGGUUCUCAGCCAAGAGAUACCUGUCCAACUGGUCCAGGAGCUGGGACGAUUCAAUUCUCAAUACCCUGAGAAACAAUGGUCACAUUUUGGACAAGAACCUCUUCCAAGAGAACGCCCUGGCACCGAGGAUCUUAAGACGCAUCAAUGACGACCUAUCCAGCUUGCCAGCACCGUACCGUGUCACUAGGAACAUGCUGAUGGCACCUGGCAGCCCGGUAGUCUACGAAUUCUACAGGAUACGGCCAAGCAGUGCCGACUCCGGGAGGCCAUCAGAAGAUGACUACGAGAACGAAAAAGACGACCGCCGUACCCCGCUGGUAUCCUUCAACAUCCCUGGUUCCAUCGCGGCAGUUAUACGCGAUGAGCAGAACAAGCCGCGUGCCGUCCCCUACGCCAGCCUGGCGCCCGACGAGCAGCAGCAGGUGCUGCAGCGGUUGCUGCUGCAGAGCGCCAUGCACAAGCAGCUGCUGGAGGCUGCGGAGAAGACCGGCCAGGAGCGGGGCAGCAACACGUCGCUGGCUGGUAGCCGGCCGGUGACGGUGGAGCAGCUCAAACAGCUGAACAUGGGCAAUGCGAUCGCCGCUUUGGUCGACACUAAUACAUCCGGCCUCCUUCAGGGACAACAGGUGUUUGAUGACAAAGGCUUCAAGGAACUCUACAAGAAGAGAUUUGGUCAGCAGAAUGAGCCAUCACCUCCUUCUAUUCGGAAGGGCCUGAACCGUAGCGACCAUCGCUCCAACAUCCCCACUGUUCCCACCCUCCCACCGAUUUUGUCGUCCUCAACCAACUUGAAACCGGCGGAGAGGCAGACACUGAAGCUGGACACCAAACUCCCCCAAAUCACAAUGGAACCGCCCACACCCCAGCAUCCUGUGCUGAGUCAGAACACGCAGAGCCGGCAGAGUUCAUCGUGGGAGCAGGGGAGUGAGGAGUUCAGGGAAUCCUGGCCUUCCGAUGAGACCAACAUCUGGAAGGCAGAUAUUGAUGAGGAUGAGCUUCUCAAGCAGCAGCAGGCAGCAUCUGAGGAGGAAGAUGAUGCAGAAGAUGCUAGAGAGGAGGAGAUACAUCAAUCAGAAACAAAGACCAAAUCAGCCAGAUCAUCCAAGUCCUUUGGUCAUCAAAGGUCACCAUCUAAGGGCUCCAUCCUGAGUUCUGUCAGUGUCAGCAUGGAGGAUCUAACAGGACCCAUCGUCUCCGGCGGAAGCAAGCACCCCUCGGGCAGCGAGAAGAGCUACGGGGGAUCCUCCAGCGAUGCCGCCCGCAGCAUCAAGGGCAGCCAGCUCCCCGGCAGCCUGCGGGAAAGUAUGCGCUCCUACAAGGGUGGCCGGAACAGUAACACGGGUAGCGUUGUGAUGGGGCCCGAUGGUGAGGUCCUGUCUAUAGGGGGCGGUGUUGGGAGCGGGGCUGACGCUGGGUCCUCGGUGGCCGAUGUUACUGAUAAUUUGCAAGCUUCCAGCAUGGCCCACUCUACCCAUAUGGGGGAGUUGGAAAGUCUGGAUGAGCGUGAUGAGCUAGAAGAUGAUGACACCCUGUCUCAGGACUCGGGUCACAUGUCAUCCGAAGAGGUCGAAGUUCACGAGCCGGCCCCGACCCCACAGCCAGUGACCAUACCGACGGCCCAGUUUGGGGAAGAUUUGCCGGAGUCUAAGCCACCCAGCCUACCCAGCGUACCGCAGUCUAAAGCAACCAAGUCGCAGAAAUCGGUGGAGGAGUCCAUACACUCUGGGAGAGACAUAACAGGAGGCGAUCUCGACGCGACCAGAUCUUUCGCCAAUUUCAGUUACGGAAGCGUGGGGCGAGAUUCUGUUGCAGAGGAUGCCUUGAGCCAGGAUGGGAUCGUAACCCCGGCAAUACUUAUAACUGAUGACCAUGGGGAGAGAGAGCCAGCUGCGGAGGAUGAGGUCAUGUCAGAGCAGGAACCUGAUUGGCCGACUGAGUUUGGAGAAACUAGCGAGCCAGCCGAGGAAGAUGCUGUGAUGGAAGAACUGGAGGAUGAGCAUGUGCAGGAGGUUAAUCAAGAAGAGGAGAUAUCGGCAACAGAGAGCGUCAAGGAUGAUAUCGCAUCCCAAAGGGCGCCCUCACAGCUGGAGGAGUUAGAGGAACAGGCGGCAGCCGUGGCAGCCAUAGUUUUGGAAAGGCCAAAGUCGGGACGGGAUCUCGCAGAAGACGCACAGAUUGCAGCCGACCUGUGGAUGAAGAAGUUGGGAGAACUCUUCAACCUGUCAGGCGAUCCCGAGCGCGUCCGGUCGGCCAUGAUACGGAGACGUCGCAACUCCCUCGAUGCUUCAUCUGUCGCAUCAUCCACAGAGUACGGUCGGUGGUCUGGGCCGAAAUUAAAGAAGAGUCCAACUAAGAAGUCCAGGAGAAUGAAUAGGGUCCACUCAGCGGAGGCAGCUGUCCACUUCUUGGAGAAUCUUAUCAAAGGAGAUGAGGAGGGAGAGCCUGUACUGGAUGAUGACCACACCCUUGAUGACAUCAUCAUUAAAGUGGCCCAAGCUAAUGAAAAGGUAGAAAUAGCCCCCGAUGUGAUCGAGAUGUUAGCAGAGCCAGAACCCAUCCAACCUGAAGACAUUAUGGUUAUCGAAGACACUGAAGACGGAAAACUCCGCGUCUUGUCCCGCGCCGGCUCAAGCAGGAGCGUACGGAGCCGUCAGAGCAUGCUCAGUGCUGGGAGUGUGCGCAGCAGGCUUAGCGUGCACAGCAGAAAGAGCGCCCCCAGUGCUCGUUCGGCCAAGAGCGCGCAUAGUCGCAAGAGCGUGGAGAGCAAGCGGAGUUCUAGGAGCGCUGAGCUGCCAAGAAGCAUCCCCAGUGCCACAAGCUCAUCAGGCAGCUAUGAUCAUCACGCUUUCAACGUGGAGCCGCCAAGCGAUAAAGAAGAUGAAGAUAAGAAGACUGUAGGAAAGAGCUCUGAGGAUGCGACAGAUGCAGCAGAAGAGGUCUUAGAUGGCAAAGAUAACACGGAAGAGACUGGAGUUGCAGAAGAUGCACACUCUGAAAAGACAACCUCCAAGCAUGAAUCUGAACAAGAGAAGGAAGAAAGCAGGUCUGAAGCAACCCUUGAUGAGAAAACACUCAGUGAAGAAGUCUCAGAAAAAGAUGCAUCGCCACCCCAAGAGGCCAAGUCUGAGAAGAGGACCCCAACUCCGGAAGAGCAACCUCCUAGGCCUCCGACAGAGAACGUUGUUGAAAAGGAAGAGAACAGUGGUGAUGCAACAGAAAAUGUUUCUGUGCACUCCGGCAAGACAGGCAAGUCGGUCAAUUCUGCCAAGUCUCCCUCCCGGGCAGAGAGUGCCCCCAGCGUCAAGUCAGAUAAAUCGGCAGCUGUCAAAAGCACCCCGAGCGUCAAGGGUGACGCGGGUGGUCCGCUGGAGUUUGGUGUAACAAACUACGGCGUUGCUGACAAGAAGGAACAGGAGAAGGAAGCUCCCAUUGUCCGGCCCCCGGCAGAGACCGCAAAGCCACAGGAACAGAGCACGGAGGAUGACGAACUCGCUAAACUCUUGAAGGAAACGGGUCUGAUGGAGAAGGCAGCGGAUGCCAAGAGCUCCAAGAGUGGUAAGAGCAGCAAGAGCAGCAAAAGCAACAAGUCCAACGGCGGCAAGGAGAAGAACAAGGAGGAGUUUGUUGUUAAAAAACCAGCGGAUGAUAAAGUAGACUACCUCCCCUACAAACCGUUGGCUGAGAAGAAGCCUGAGGAGACCAAGGCCGAACCUGCAAAAGCAACCAAAGCAAAGAAACCAAAGAAACCUUCAGCAGCGAAAAAGGCAGCUCCUGCCAAGAAAUCAAAGAAGAAACCCAAAGCGGAAGCAGCAAAGGAGGAGCCCAAACCGCCUCAGGAGGAACCAGUCAAGACAGAAGAGAAGGUAGAAGAGACAAAGAAAGACGAAGAUGUCAAGCUGCCUGAGGCGCUGGCCGCGACGGAGCCGUUUGAAGACGAAGAAUUUGAAGAAGAAGAGGAGGUUGAGGAGGAGAAGCCUGAAUCUCCCGAGUUCAUCAUCAUCCAUGAUAUCGAAAGAGAAAAUACAGAACCGGUAAUUGAGAAAAAGGAGGUACAGGUAGUGCCGGAACUUCGCAAACCUGAGCCAUUACCACCCUCUGUGGCACAAACGGAUAUGACUGCUGACUCCGUGUCUAUCUACACCGAGAAUUUUAAGCCACAACAGCAAGAAGCUCCCUUGGAUUUGGUUACGCAUGAUUCAGCUAGUCAAGGUCCCAGCAGUGUUUCCCGUUCCCAGGCCAAAGCUGCCAAGAGAGCAGCCGAGGCGGAACGGAGAAAACAGGCCGUGGAACGGAAACGAAGAGAACGGGAGGAGGCCAAGAGGAAGCAGCAAGAGGAGGCCGAGAGGCAGGAGCAACUCAAGCGUGACUUUGAGGAGGAGAAGCGGAGAAAAGAAGAGGCUGUCCGACUGAAAAGAGAGCGGGAAGCACAAGAGCUGGAGAGACGACGUCAGGAAGAGGAAGACAGGAAGAGACAAUCAGCAGUCGCCGCCGAGAGGGAGAAAAAGAAGAUGGAGGAAUACAAACGCAAGAUGGAGGAGCUUGCCCGGCAGAAACGAUUGGAGGAUGACAGAAGGAGAGACGAGAACUGGAAGAAAGAGAGGGAGGAGGAAGAGAGAAGGAAAGCCGAGGACGCCAAACUAGCCGCCAUGGCUGAGGAAGAGCGUCUGGAGUACCAACGCCAGAAACGGGAGGAGGAACUCAUCGCCCAGCGCCUUGCCGAAGAAGAGAGGCUCAAGCGAGAACUACUGGCCAAACUGGCCCAAGAGGAAGCAGAGAGGGUAGCCCUGGAACUCGCCAAGAGGCAGAAGGAGAUGGAGAGGCGGUUGAUGUUCAACAAGGCGCUGCAGUCGGAAUCCAACAUACUGUCUCACUCCCAGGAUAUGACUCCGGCUUUCACGUGGUCCUACUAUGAGCUCCUGGAGUUUCUUGGGCUUGCUAUGCCGGACUUCUUGAAGAAGCAUCAGAGCUUUACCGACACAGGUUCGUGAUUAAUCCGUAUCACUCCCAGAUCCUUCACAAACCCCCAAGGAGGUUUGGAAGAGUUUGCAGGAUUGGGGAAGGUACAGCCCAGCCAUUUGAUGCUGGUUGAAAGUUGAAGUUCAAAGAUCGUGAAUAUGGAUACCUGCACAGCGGUGUAUUAUGGAGGAUU